CCUCUGAGGUGCCACAUGCAUGCACGGCUCCCUACACACGCUCGGGCUGGGGCAGCAGCAGCAUCACACAGACAGAGAGCAGGGUGGCUGGAGACGAGAGGAGAGGAGAGAAGAGAAGAGAAGAGGAGAGAAGAGAAGAGAGAGGGUGUGAGAGCAGACGCGCAGCCUCGCCUGCACCAGGAUCCGUGCAGGGCGUGUGGAUGUGAUGCCCACCCGGAGAGAGAUGGUGUAAACAAACCAGCUCUGCCCCGUUACUCAGCUCCACCGCGGAGGUUUGCAUGCCAUUAUGUUGAGCCGGCUGUUCAGCGAGGUGCUGCCGGACGUGCAGCGGCUGGCGGCGGACUGGGCGGAGGCCAGCGAGGGCGAGGAGGGCAAGGCCGGCGACGAGCUGGACGCCGGAGGCCUGGAGGACGAGCUGGACGAGGCGGAUGAGGAGGGCAGCAGCCGCGCGGAGUCCGACAUGGCCGGAGACGACGACGACGACGAUGAGGACGAGGCCGAGGAGGACUGCGGGGACGAGAACGAGCCGGGAGACAAGCCCAAGAAGCGCGGCCCCAAGAAGAGGAAGAUGACCCCGGCCCGGGCCGAGCGCUCCAAGGUGCGGCGCAUGAAGGCCAACGCGCGGGAGCGCACCCGCAUGCACGACCUCAACUCCGCGCUGGACAACCUGCGCAAAGUGGUGCCGUGCUACUCCAAAACCCAAAAACUCUCCAAAAUAGAGACGUUAAGGCUGGCUAAGAAUUACAUACUGGCCCUGGGGGAGAUCUUACGCAACGGGAAGCGUCCAGAUGUGGUGACCUACGUGCAGAUGUUGUGCAAGGGCCUGUCCCAGCCCACCACCAACCUGGUGGCGGGCUGCCUGCAGCUCAACACCAGGAACUUCCUGACGGAGCAGUGCACGGACGGAGCCCGCUUCCACAUGCCCAGCUCCCCGUUCUCGGUGCACCCGUACUCGUACCGGUGCUCCCGGCUGUCCAGCCCGCACUACCAGCCCGGGGGGCCCGGGGCCGGGGCCGGGGCCCUGGGCCUGCGCAGCCACGCCUCCUACGGCUCCGGGUUCGAGGCCCCGUUCCCUCCCCCGGGAGGGGGGGCGUCCCCCGACUACAACAGCCCGGACUACGAGGCCCAGCACAGCCCGCCCGUGUGCCUGAACGGCGGGCUGUCCGGGAGGCAGCAGGAGCCCCCCGACACGGACAGGAACUAUCAUUACUCUAUGCAUUACUCCGGACUGAGCACGGCUCGAUCCGGACAGAGCUUACCCUUUGGCCCCUCGGGAGCGCGCAGCGCGGGCGGCGCGCACUCAGAAAACAUUCCACCAAAUUUCCACGACGUGCACUUGCACCACGACAGGCCCCCCCAAUAUGAGGAUCUCAAUGCUUUUUUCCACAACUGAGCUCAGUGAUCUGACUCAUGGGACUUUACCAAUGGCGAUGAUGACGUCUAAUUUUAUUUAGAAAAUACUGGAGCUCCAAAUGAAAUAUGGAAGUGGCGGAGAGCAUCCUCUGAUUAUCUUCUGUAUUCUACCGAUGUCAUCCUUAUAUUGUACACCCUGUGUCCUCUAUUAUCCUGUAUGCAGAAUGAGUGCAAUUGACAUUAACGAUGUAUCAACCAACAAGAGACAUGUGAUGACAAAAC
This is a messenger RNA of Cololabis saira (Pacific saury), 1635 nucleotides long. RefSeq names its product neurogenic differentiation factor 2-like. NCBI's taxonomy places the organism in Eukaryota, Metazoa, Chordata, Actinopteri, Beloniformes, Belonidae. The record is from RefSeq and is a predicted model, not a curated record. Gene Ontology annotation, molecular function: protein dimerization activity. The transcript has 2 exons. Bases 287 to 1393 code for a protein of 368 amino acids.